Messenger RNA from Dama dama (fallow deer), 939 nucleotides. RefSeq names its product olfactory receptor 6C74-like. The transcript has a single exon. The coding region runs from base 1 to 939 and encodes 312 amino acids. NCBI's taxonomy places the organism in Eukaryota, Metazoa, Chordata, Mammalia, Artiodactyla, Cervidae. The record is from RefSeq and is a predicted model, not a curated record. Gene Ontology annotation, molecular function: olfactory receptor activity; G protein-coupled receptor activity. Gene Ontology annotation, biological process: G protein-coupled receptor signaling pathway. Gene Ontology annotation, cellular component: membrane.
AUGGGAAAUCAUACAAGGGUGGUAGUGUUUAUUCUAGCAGGUUUAACAAGUGACCCACAAAUGAAAAUUGUUUUAUUUAUCUUCGUACUACUCACCUACUUGCUAAGCAUCACUGGCAAUCUGAUUAUCAUCACACUCACCCUGGUAGAUACUCACCUGAAGACCCCCAUGUACUUUUUCCUUCGAAAUUUUUCCUUUUUAGAAAUUUCAUAUACUACUACAUGCAUCCCUAAAUUUCUAGUUAUGAUGGCAACAGGAGACAAAACCAUUUCCUAUAACAGUUGUGUGACUCAAGUAUUUUUUGCCUUUCUUCUUGGAGCGUCUGAAUUUUACUUACUGGCAGCAAUGUCCUACGACCGCUAUGUUGCCAUCUGUAAGCCCCUGCAUUACACAACCAUCAUGAACGGUAAAAUCUGCAUGCAGCUUUUCCUCAGUUGUUGGUUUGCUGGAUUUUUUGUCAUCUUUCCACCACUCCUCUAUGGCCUAAACCUUGACUUCUGUGCCUCUAACUUUGUUGAUCAUUUCUAUUGCGACACCACUCCCCUCCUACAAAUCUCCUGCUCAGAUACAAAGUUAAUCGAGAUGAUGGGAUUCAUCUCAGCUGUGGUGACAUUGGUGAUCACAUUGGUAAUGGUGAUCAUAUCAUAUACCUGUAUUGCCUUGACCAUUCUAAGAAUUCCCUCAGCUAGUCACAGGAGAAAGGCUUUUUCAACGUGUUCUUCUCACAUGAUUGUGAUAUCCCUUUCUUAUGGCAGCUGCAUCUUUAUGUAUGUUAAACCUUCAGUCAAACAAAGAAUAUCUUUUUCCAAAGGAAUUUCAGUGCUCAAUACCUCUGUUGCACCCCUUUUGAAUCCUUUCAUUUAUACCUUAAGGAACCAACAAGUGAAGAAAGCCUUCAUGAAUAUGAUACACAGAGUCAUUUCUUUCUCAAAGAAAUGA